Molecule: messenger RNA, 384 nt
Organism: Neurospora crassa OR74A
Lineage: Eukaryota; Fungi; Ascomycota; Sordariomycetes; Sordariales; Sordariaceae
Exons: 3
Coding region: 1-384 (127 amino acids)
Source: RefSeq, a predicted model, not a curated record
AUGGCUGUGCCUAUCUGCUGCGACUUCCUCUCGUCGCCUGCCAAAACUCCUGCUCAAUGCUCAGCCGCAACCUUGUCUGGUUGUGAUGGAGCUGCCUGCCGGUUCAAUGACAUUGCUGGGUUGGUUCGAGGAGCAAAGGGACAUCAUCAACACCGUCUCGGCCGCGGGCUUCCGAUGGAUGUGAUCCUUGCACUGUCGGCAGCUCCGGCCGCCCAACUCUUCGACUACUGUUCAUCGGAUCCACGUGUUUCCAGCGCCGGCGCCGGCCGUCGGCCCUGCCCCAUCUCAAACGUCCUUAUCGAAAAGCCUCAUUCUCGGAAGAAGCUCAAUCUGGACGUCGUACCUUGGCUCGAUGUCUCCGCUACUCGAAUCUUACGGCGAUGA